UGUUGCUCCAAACGCCCACAACCUCCGCAAGCGCCCCCUUCAUCCAUCCCACUCCAUCGGGACAAUCAAAAAGUAUGAGCGAGCAGGACACGCACCAAGACGACACGCAGCAUCCGCCAGAACUCGCCCCUACCGAAACAUACCAGGUCGACAGCGAAGAGUUUGACUCGGGAUCCGACGCCGAAAGCCUUGGGGACGACGAGUACGAGGCGCUAGUACAGGAAGCCGAGUCGGGCUUUACCGAUGCCGAGUCGGAAGCCUUCGUCAAGGAGCUCAAGGAGCAAGGCCUCGUCAACUUCCUUCGAUCAUACCUCUCGCCCCGCGCAGACGGGUCUGUCCAGAGCCUCCGCAAGCUUCUCCUAGGGCUAAAUGUUGUUCCGCCUCGCAGCCUACGGGAACCGGACAUUCCGGAUAUUGCUCUCCUGAGCUUUGCAAAAGUCGCGCUAUCUCGCGUUCUCAGGCGGCGACAAAAGCUCCCUGAUGUCAACACCGUCGACGACGCGGUCCGGCUACUCCAGAAUGCGAAGAAGAUCAUCGUCCUCUCCGGGGCGGGAAUCUCAACUUCGUGCGGAAUCCCCGAUUUCCGAAGCGCGACUGGUCUGUACGCACAGCUCCAGGCCGAGGGCAAGUAUGAGCUCGAUGACCCGCAGCAAAUGUUCGACAUUAGCUACUUUCGCGAGCACCCCGAGGUCUUCUACUCCUUCGCAAAACAGAUAUACCCCAGCAACUUUGUUCCAAGUCCGUGCCACAGGUGGAUCAAGCUUCUCGAGGACAGGGGUGUCUUGCUGCGCAACUAUACACAAAAUAUCGACACGCUCGAGAGCCUGGCCGGGGUGAACAAUGUGCUGCAGUGCCAUGGCUCAUUCAAAACGGCCUCUUGCUUGAGGUGCAAGACGCGGCACGAUGGAUCAAAGAUCGAGCCAUACAUCAUGUCCCAGACGAUCCCUUACUGCGAGACGUGCCGCGAAGAGCGGAAUACCGAAAUCGCAGCCAUCAAGGCAUACCGCGCGUCCUUGAAAGGCAAGGGCAAGGGCAAGGCGUCCGAGUGGGACGACUCGGACGACGACGAAGAGAUCGACGAGUGGGGCCGCGGCGAACCAGGCAUCAUCAAACCGGAUAUUACGUUCUUUGGCCAGGCGCUCGACUCGGAGUUUGACGAGUGCCUCUUCAAGGACCGCGAGGACGUUGACCUGUUGGUUAUCAUGGGAACGAGUCUCAAGGUGGCACCGGUCAGCGAGGUGUUGUCCCAUAUCCCUCACUCGGUCCCGCAGAUAUUCAUAAACCUGACCCCAGUGACGCACGUCAAGCCGGAUGUCUUGCUCCUUGGUGACGCCGACUCGAUCGUAACCAACCUGUCGGAUCGAUUGGGGUGGACAAUUCCGCCACCACCAUCAGUGCCUCACGCCGACGGAUCUGCCCCACCGCAGGCGCCUCCGCUCGAGGUGCCGCUAGACGACGCGGUGUGGGUGAGCGCAGACGGAAACUGGUCGCAUCUGCACAUGCUACGGUCGAGGACCCAGCUGGAGGAGGAGGACGAGACGGAGGACGAUGACGGUGUGGAGGGGCGGGAGGGGCUGGAGGGUGUGGUCGACGGCGAGGGUGUGCCGGUUACAGGGGAAGCGGACGACGACGGCGACGACACAUCCGAGUCGGACACCAAGGAGCUCCAGGAGCGGGUGCGCAUCCUUGUCAAUGGCGAGAACACUGGCCCGUCGAGCAGGCAGAGCUCAAACCCUGACAAGGAGAGGCGUUCGGGGACCCAGUCGCCGACGUCGGACCGGCCGGCCAAGCGGUCGCGCGUCGGCAGCGUUAGCGACGAGGUGGGUCAGUAG
This is a messenger RNA of Vanrija pseudolonga, 1832 nucleotides long. Its product is annotated as NAD-dependent protein deacetylase hst1. Gene Ontology annotation, molecular function: histone H4K16 deacetylase activity, NAD-dependent; NAD+ binding. Bases 75 to 1832 code for a protein of 585 amino acids. The record is from RefSeq and is a predicted model, not a curated record. The transcript has 7 exons. Gene Ontology annotation, cellular component: nucleus. NCBI's taxonomy places the organism in Eukaryota, Fungi, Basidiomycota, Tremellomycetes, Trichosporonales, Trichosporonaceae.